AUGAAAGAUACUAAAGAAAUAUGUGAAUUUAUUCCAUCAACAAAUUCAUUAUCUUUUGAUAAUCUUUCAUACUUGAGUUUAUUGAUUCCACAACAACAACAAUCUCCACAUUUACUUACUUCAUUUAAUAAUGCUGCACAAUCAACUAGAACAAUAUCAAAUACGAACAAGCGAUCAUCACUAUUAUAUGGUUUAUUUGGGCGACAUUCAUCAAAAAAAAGAGUACCAAUUGUUAAGCAAUCAUUGAAAACUUCGCAACAAGAAAAUAAGAAAAGAAUUAUUAGUGGUGGGGAUCAAGUUAAACUUUCAUCCACGAAAAUAAUUCAGAUAGAACAACCAUAUCCAUCAAAACAUCAGUAUAAUAAUAUCAAUCAGAAAAAUACAAAUAAUGAAAUUAAAUAUUCAUUUCAAGGUUUACGCUAUGAUUUUAAACAACUGACAAGUACAUCAAGUAUUAAUUCAUCCGAAAUCAAACAAUCAUUCAAAGCAUCUACUAAUGAUCCACCUGUAAUACAAGAUAAAUCUUUAGCAUCAUUAUCCGAUGCAGCAUCAAUGCGACUACAUACUAAUCAAGAAAAACAAAAUAUUCAAAGUGCACAUACUAUUAUUGAUAUACCAAAAAUGAAACCUACUAUUAAUACAUUAGAUAAAACAUUAUUUAAUCCUCAUCAACAUAAAUAUAAUGUACAGACACCUUCGUAUCAUUAUUCGAAACAUCUUUCAGCAAUUGAAGUACUUGCAAAGAAAUAUGCAUCAUCAAUAACUCCACGAAAUAGUACUGGACUCUCCUGGUAUAGUGCUAAUCAUCAAACAAUGAAUAAAACAACGUUAUUUUCUAAACGUGAUAGUAUUUUAAAAGAAAAUCAACGAAUUGAUUCAUCUUCCGAUAGUCGAGAUACGUCCACUUCAUCUAAUUCAUCAUCAUCAUCGAAUACUAGCACAAAACGAAUAUCAAAUAAAGCGUCUUCAAGUUCAUCAACAGAUUCAAUAACAUCUAGUUCAAAUAGUACCGUAUCCAGUUCUCAAACUGAACAACAAAUAAGUAAAACAAAAAAUAGACAUUAUAAUCGCAACCAAAAUGAUAAUGAUGAUCUUAUUCGAAUUGAUUUGAAUUCAUCUACAAGUCGAACUUCAACAUCAACAAGUUAUACCUACUAA
Molecule: messenger RNA, 1158 nt
Organism: Adineta steineri
Lineage: Eukaryota; Metazoa; Rotifera; Eurotatoria; Adinetida; Adinetidae
Source: the annotation of a GenBank genome assembly